This is a messenger RNA of Hibiscus syriacus, 2185 nucleotides long. RefSeq names its product DEAD-box ATP-dependent RNA helicase 37-like. The coding region runs from base 273 to 2129 and encodes 618 amino acids. NCBI's taxonomy places the organism in Eukaryota, Viridiplantae, Streptophyta, Magnoliopsida, Malvales, Malvaceae. The record is from RefSeq and is a predicted model, not a curated record. The transcript has 7 exons. Gene Ontology annotation, molecular function: ATP binding; RNA binding; RNA helicase activity. Gene Ontology annotation, cellular component: nucleus.
GCAAACUCCAAAGCAAAAGAAAAGGCAAAGAAAAAAAGGAGAUAUAAGUUAAAAAAACCCUUUAAUCUGAUUUUUUUAAACCAUAGAUUAAACAUAUUUCAAGCUUCUUGACCCCAUCUUGCUUAACAUAUUUCAACCAGGGUCUGAUCUACAAUAAGGAGAAGAUAAGAGGAUAUUUUUGGAGGAUUUUAAGCUUCGGAUUUUGGUUUUUUUGUUGGUUCGAUUAGGUUUUUGUUAGGAUUUUUCUCGGUUUUCUUAGGUUUGGGGAAAAUAUGAGAACUUCAUGGGCGGAUUCUGUAGCAUCUGAAACUGCUGUUUCAGACAACAAUUCCAUGCGUCGUCCAACUCGAUCCACUUAUGUCCCGCCCCACCUUCGUAACCGUCCUGCUUCCGACACACCUAACCUCUCAGGACCGGCUCCUGAGAAGGAAAGUUUUAACGGGACUGCUGGUGGGUCCCAAUGGUCCCUGUCAAACAUGGGCGGCGGCAGUGGUGGGACUAAGCCCGAGGACCGGCGUCAGAGUCAGGGGUAUGGCUAUACUGGAGCUGGACGAGGUGGCGGAAGCAGCGGCGGUGGCGCUUGGAAUAAUAGAAGUGGUGGUUGGGAUAGGAGAGAAAGGGAAGUAAACCCGUUUGGCGAUAAUGAUGACGCUGAUGCUAGGGACCAAGCAUUUAGUGAACAGGAGAAUUCGGGGAUCAAUUUCGAUGCAUACGAGGAUAUUCCUGUGGAAACUAGUGGUGAAAAUGUGCCACCGCCUGUAAAUACAUUUGCUGAGAUAGAUUUAGGGGAACAGUUGAAUCAAAACAUCAGGAGAUGCAAGUAUGUGAAACCAACUCCGGUUCAACGACACGCCAUUCCUAUGGUUUUAGGAGGAAGAGAUUUGAUGGCUUGUGCUCAAACAGGGUCUGGGAAGACGGCUGCGUUCUGCUUUCCAAUUAUUAGUGGAAUUAUGCGUGAGCAGUACGGACAGAGACCCCGCGGAGCACGGACCGUUUACCCUCUUGCGCUCAUACUAUCUCCGACAAGGGAACUUUCUUGUCAAAUACACGAUGAGGUGAAAAAGUUCUCUUAUCAAACGGGUGUUAAGGUUGUAGUUGCCUAUGGAGGGGCACCAAUUAAUCAACAGUUGCGAGAGUUGGAGAGAGGAGUUGAUAUUCUCGUGGCAACUCCAGGACGCUUGGUUGAUUUGCUUGAGAGGGCUAGAGUGUCCUUGCGGAUGAUAAGGUACUUGGCACUUGAUGAGGCAGAUCGCAUGCUUGAUAUGGGUUUUGAACCACAAAUCAGAAAGAUAGUGGAGCAAAUGGACAUGCCUGAUCGGGGUAUGAGACGGACAAUGUUGUUUAGUGCCACAUUUCCAAGAGAGAUACAGAGGCUUGCGUCUGAUUUUCUUUCAAAUUACAUAUUCUUGGCUGUUGGGAGGGUUGGUUCUAGCACGGAUUUGAUUGUUCAAAGGGUUGAAUUUGUUCAUGAGUCUGACAAAAGAAGCCAUCUCAUGGAUCUUCUGCAUGCACAGAGGGAAAAUGGAGCUCAUGGCAAGCAAGCUUUGACAUUAGUUUUUGUGGAGACUAAAAAAGGAGCCGACUCAUUGGAGCAUUGGUUGUGCAUUAAUGGAUUCCCGGCGACCACCAUCCAUGGUGAUAGGACUCAGCAGGAAAGGGAACUAGCAUUGAGAUCUUUCAAGAGCGGAAAGACCCCAAUUUUAGUAGCAACUGACGUGGCUGCUCGUGGUCUUGAUAUACCCCAUGUAGCUCACGUGGUCAACUUUGAUCUUCCCAAUGACAUUGACGAUUAUGUCCAUCGUAUAGGAAGGACAGGUCGUGCUGGUAAAACAGGAUUGGCAACAGCUUUCUUUAAUGAAGGCAAUUCGUCACUGGCAAGGCCACUAGCUGAGCUAAUGCAAGAAGCAAGUCAAGAGGUACCUGCGUGGCUCACUCGAUAUGCAUCUCGGGCUCCUUAUGGUGGUAACAAAUACCGACGAUAUGGAGGGCGUGAUUUCAGAAGGGAGGGUUCAGUGGGUAGGAAUCUGGAUCACUACGGUGUAGUUGGAGGGAAUAAUGGUGCUGCAUACGCAGUUCCUGGGAAUUAUGGAGGAGGAUAUGCUCCAGGGGUGUCAAGUGCUUGGGAUUAGGUCCCUCUUUAUACUGGAUUAUAUAUUAUUUUUUUAGUAUUUCGUUCGAGUUCGAG